Molecule: messenger RNA, 6850 nt
Organism: Myiozetetes cayanensis
Lineage: Eukaryota; Metazoa; Chordata; Aves; Passeriformes; Tyrannidae
Gene: FBXO41
Product: F-box protein 41
Exons: 13
Coding region: 801-3227 (808 amino acids)
Molecular function (GO): protein binding
Source: RefSeq, a predicted model, not a curated record
CGGCUGCAGAGGAGGAGGAGGAGGAGGAGGAGGAGGAGGAGGAGGCGGCUGCCGGCGCUCGCCCUCCUCCUUCCUCCAUCCCUGCAUCCCUCCUUCGCCAUGCAGAGCCCCCCCUGAGCCCCCAGCGCCCGGGGGACCCGCCAUCCCCAGGGUGCCCAGCAGGGCUCCCGCCACCCCGCCGGGGCCUUCAGCCUCUGCUUCCUUCCUUCCUUCCUCCUCCUCCCCUCCUCCUUCCCUCCCCCCACCACCCCCCGCAGCCACCACCCUCCCUCCUUCCCCAGGGCCUGCCUGGCAUGGAGGUGCUGGCCACGGGGAGCCGGAUGCUUCCCGCGGGCUGCAUCCCUCCUUCCCCGCAUCCCCUGUGGCUGCAUCCCUCCUUCCCCGCGUCCCCGUGGCUGCAUCCCUCCUGCCCCGCAUCCCUCCGCCCUGGCACAUCCCUGAGCCGCUCGGCAGCCGCCUCCUUUGUGCAGCGGAGCGGCUGUGCGGGCUCCGUGUCCCCCCCACUCCUCACCCCCCCCCAAGCCCGCAGCCCCGGCUCGGGGGUGGCCGGCGGGCGAGCGGGAGCGAUGCUGCCCUCGCCGGAGGAGCCCAGCGCGGGAGGUCGGCGGCCAGAAGCAGCGCCCGUCACCGGCCGAUGCUGACACCCCCCCGAGAACCCCCAGACCCCGCCACCUCCACCCCAGAGCCCUAGCCCCGGCCAUGCCCCAGCGGAGCCGCCACCCCACGUCCCGGGGCUCGUGCCCCAUGCCGGCCGUGUCCCCCCGUGCCGCGCCGUGAGCGCCGGGGCGCCGCGCUGAGGGAUGGCCUCGCUGGACCUGCCCUACCGGUGCCCGCGCUGCGGGGAGCACAAGCGCUUCCGCAGCCUGUCCUCGCUGCGGGCCCACCUGGAGUACAACCACACCUACGAGACCCUCUACGUCCUCUCCAAGACCAACAGCAUCUGCGAUGCCGCCGUCUUCCCGCUGGCCGCCGACGGGGCGCUGCUGGCGCCGGCGGCGCGCAGGGACUACUUCGAGAGCACCUCCUUCCAGGGCAAGGACCAGCGCUUCUCCUGCGACCUGGUGCCCGCCGAGGAGCUGGAGCCGGCGCCGCCCUCUUCGCCCUCGCCCCGCUACGUCCACGAGAUCGAGAUCCCGCUGACCGAGAUCUUCACCCGCGGCAAGGCCGUGGCGCCGGCGCCGCCCGCCGCGAUGGACGCGGCCUACGAGGAGGGGCUGGCGCGGCUGAAGAUCCGCGCCUUCGAGAAGCUGGAGGUGGACAAGCGGCUGGAGAAGCUGACGGAGGAGGUGGAGCAGAAGAUCGCCUCGCAGGUGGGCCGGCUCCAGGUGGAGCUGGACCGCAAGAGCUCGGAGCUGGAGAAGGCCAAGCAGGAGAGCCUGCGGCUGAGCAGAGAGAAGCAGGAGCUGGAGGACCGGGCGUCGGAGCUGUCGCGCCAGGUGGAUGUCAGCGUGGAGAUGUUGGCCUCCCUCAAGCAGGACCUGGUGCAGAAGGAGCAGGAGCUCACCCGCAAGCAACAGGAGGUGCUGCAGAUCGACCAGUUCCUGAAGGAGACGGCGGCGCGCGAGGCCAACGCCAAGGUCCGGCUCCAGCACUUCAUCGAGGAGCUGCUGGACCGGGCGGAUCGGGCCGAGAAGCAGCUCCAGAUCAUCAGCAGCAGCUGCGGGACUACCCCAAACGGCAGCCUGGGACGCUGCGGGACCCCCGGGGCCAAGGCCAUCUGCCGACCGGUACCUCCACGGGCACAGAGAGACCGUCACCCAGGGCCGUGCGUGGCCGUGCACGGUCCCUACGGCGUGUCCAACCAGCGCUCCUCCUCCAGCACCGGGGCGUCCAGCCGGGCCAAGGCCGUGUCGCAGAGCUCGGGGUGCUACGACAGCGACAGCGCCGAGCCGUGUCCCACGGACGACACGGCCGACGGGCAUCCCUACGCGGCGCGGGACGGGACCCGCGGCUCGGGGCUGCGCCGCCAGGCCAUCCAGAACUGGCACCGCCGGCCCUACCGCAACAGCACCGAGGGGGAGGAGGGCGACGUGUCCGACGUGGGGUCCCGCACCACCGAGUCGGAGGCCGAGGGCUGGGAGCAGGACGCGCCCGGAUCUGCCGCGCCCCGGCCCACGGCGAGCUGCCGGCUGACGGUGGCCACGGACGCCGGGUGUCCCCCGGCCAGGACUGAGGGGGCCGGGGGCAAGGUGUGCCGGCUGGAGAGGGGCAGCCCAGGCCACUCCAGCGAGGUGAUCAGCCCCGAGAUCCUCAAGAUGAGGGCGGCUCUGUUCUGCAUCUUCACCUACCUGGACACCAAGACCCUGCUGCGGGCGGCCGAGGUGUGCAAGGACUGGAAGUUCGUGGCCCGGCACCCGGCCGUGUGGACGCGGGUGCUGCUGGAGAACGCCAGGGUGUCCUCCAAGUUCCUGGCCAUGCUGUCGCAGUGGUGCACCCAGAUGCACUCCCUCACCCUCCAAAACCUCAAGCCGCGCCAGCGGGGGAAGAAGGAGAGCAAGGAGGACUACAUGAAGAGCACACGGGGCUGCCUGGAAGCUGGUCUGGAGUCGCUGCUGAAGGCCACGGGCAGCAACCUGCUGAUCCUGCGCAUCUCGCACUGCCCCAACGUGCUGACGGACCGCUCGCUCUGGCUGGCCAGCUGCUACUGCCGGGCCCUGCAGGCUGUCACCUACCGGAGCUCCACGGACCCCGUGGGUCAUGAGGUCAUCUGGGCCCUUGGAGCAGGUUGCAGGGACAUCAUCUCCCUCCAGGUCGCACCUCUGCACCCCUGCCAGCAGCCGACUCGGUUCAGCAACCGCUGCCUGCAGAUGAUCGGGCGGUGCUGGCCCCACCUGCGGGCGCUGGGCGUCGGAGGCGCCGGCUGCGGCGUCCAGGGACUGGCAUCCUUAGCCCGAAACUGCAUGAGGCUCCAGGUCCUGGAGCUGGACCACGUGGCCGAGAUCAACCAGGAGGUGGCAGCCGAGGUGUGUCGGGAGGGGCUGAAGGGGCUGGAGAUGCUGGUGCUGACGUCCACCCCGGUCACCCCCAAAGCCCUGCUGCACUUCAACAGUGUGUGCCGGAACCUCAAGUCCAUCGUGGUGCAGGUGGGAAUCGUGGACUAUUUCAAGGAGCCCCACAGCCCUGAAGCCAAGAAGAUGUUUGAAGAAAUGGUGAACAAACUCCAGGCCCUGAGGAAAAGACCCGGCUUCUCCAAGAUUUUACACAUCAAAGUGGAGGGAGGCUGUUAGACCUUCAGGGAAGCACAAAGCACAUCCCCUCCUGUGCCGGGAGCGAAACCAAACCCAGCGCCCGCCGCUCCCCCCGCGGCCGCAGCCGGAGCGCGGAUCCGCCGGCUCCUGCACCAGGAAAAAACCCCAAACUCUUGCAGGCCUUAGUGACUGGCGGCCGGAGCUCAUCCCAGGGCCGGCUCGCGGGCGAGAAGGUGCUACUUCAGGACGUGGUUUUUUUUUUUAGUUUUUUUUUUUGGCUGCCCCCAGGAGCCAGGGCAGCGCUCCUUGCCGGGAGGGGAGAUGGCUCGGAACCCCCGCGGCCGCUCAUUGCCAAGGAUCCGCCUUUGGGGGAUGUCUUUUCCCUUCGGACUCUUGUUUCUUGGAGGGUUUGUUUAUUUUAUUUUAUUUCUUUUGCCUGUUCGAGGAUCUCCCGGCCCCACCCCACCGGCUCCUCGCGGCGCUGCUGCGUCCCCGUCCUCUCCGUGGGGUGGGAAGGGGCUGUUCCUCCUGAGGGAGCGAUUCCCGGAGUUGCUGCGGGGUCUCCGUUUCCUUUGUUUGACAGAGGGGCUCCCAAACCUGGGGGAACGCUGCCCAGAGAGCAGCAGCCACCACAGCACAAACCCGGGGAGGGGGGGCAGAGCUGCAUCCCGGGGGGCUGCAGGAGCCAGAGGACACCAGGAGAGAUGGAUGCUCUUCCAGAGGUCUCCAAGCCUCGCUUCUUCUCCCACCGAAACCUUCCUGCCAAGGCAAUAAACCAUCUCCAAAAUCCUCGUCCACCAGGAAACACGGGUCAGGCUCCGGUCCCCACCACCCAGCACCCGUUCAGGCUCCAUCCGGAGCGAGCUGUCCCAUGUGGAGAGAAAGGACUGGAGUGGGACACCCGUGUUUGCCAUCUCAUCGCCUUCCCGAGCAGCCUGGAGGAGGAACCCUGGGCAAACUACCCUGAAAUCCAAAGCUGCUGCUGAGAGCACCACCCCACAGCCCUGGCUGGCCCCUCCUCCGUGGCCACGGCUGGUUUUUUAACUCCGCUUUUUUUCCUUCCUGGGUGUCUCCAAGGAGGUCAUCAUCCCCAAAAUACCCUUUUUCCACGGGGGGAAAAAGGCUUUGGAAAGGCAUCCAGCGGGGCCAGGCAUCUCCAUGUUCCACCCCGGGGAGAAGGGACCAGGAGGUGCCCGUGGAAUUGGGGACACCCAUCACAGCACUGCCAGCAGUGGGGACGCACCGGCCUUAACCACAGCCCCUGGUCAUCCCAAUCCCCACCCAGGUGCCCUUGGAUUGGGCUGAGCCAAGAGAAUCCCACUGGGAAAAGCAGAUUUGGGGGUUUUUUCUCUGAUUUGGACCAGUGUUGGAGGUUUUUGAUGCCUGUUGGCCAGCGUGGCUGUGAGGAGAGAGCCUUUCCCAGAGCACCUCCCCUUCCCAGCCCUCCCAGGGCGAGGGGCUGACAGGGAACAUCCCUCCAGGAGGGAGGAGGCUGCAGAUCCAUCUGGGACCACAUUCCUUUGUCCAUGGCAGAGCUCAACCGGGGCUGCCAGCAUGACAACAAUCCAUGGGGAUCCUGAGAGAAAAUAACACCAAUCCCAAAUCGCUGAAGCUGGUGGGGGGCUGGAGGAACCUCCUGGAUCUCCAACCCCACCUCAGGAGAGCCUUCAUCCACUCUUCAUCCCAUCCACGCUGUCUCCUGAAACAGGGUAAGGGAUUUUUGGCCAUAACCCCCCUUUGAAGCACCUCUGCUCCCCCUCCCACUGCAGCUUUUCCAGGAGAAGGCUGUUCCCUGUCUGCACAAAAUGUGGGAGAGCCCCCCCCCAAAAAAAAACACCCGCGAGAAACUCCCGUGUCCCACGAUAUCCCCACGGAUGAGCUCCCCGGCACCGGGAGCAGCUCCCUGCAGUGCCCACCGUGGCUUUACCUCUACCUGGGGAAGACUGGGACACAAAUUCCAGGGGCAAGAGGAGCAAGGGAUGCCCCGACCAGCAAAAAAAACAAAACACCACCCAGCAAAGCUACAACCCCUCCGGGGAACAUCCAGCCCUUAUCCCGGGAAUGUGUCCCAAGGGAGCUGUCAGAGACUUGGGAAAUUUCCUUAAAACAAACAAACAAACAAACAAACAAACAAAGUAAGUAUUUAUUUCUAUAAAGAAGGAAAAGAAAAAAAAACAAAACACACAAAGAUUUUAAAGGAAAAUUAUAUACUCAGCAUGUUUAUACACUCUAUGCUUAAAGACUAUCGUGGUGGAGAGUCGUGUCUGAAGACUGAGGGCGGCUGCUCCGGGUUUGCUCCGGGUUUUUGUGACCCUCUCCCGGCCCCUCCAGGCUGUUGGGAAGGCAAAGGCAAUGGAAAAAAGGGGGAGAUGUUGAGGAUUCGUGGAGAAACCUUCUGUGCUCGCCAGUGGUGUGUCAAUGGCCGUGUCUGUAGUGGUGUCGGGGCCACCAGGGUUUGGAAUUCACGGCAGGACAACCCCCGCUGGAAUUUGGUGCUUCGAAGUGUCACCGAGAGCAGAACCAAACCAUCGGCCUCCCCUCGGGGCAUUCCCGAAAAAUCCAACUCGGCAAAGCCACGUUUCCACAGAAAUCCUCUGAUGACACAAGGCCUUGAGCAGGUUCAAGGAUUAGAAGAUGGGAAGUGGGGGGGUUCUCCCACUUUCCUUGGGCUGGAAUGGAUCCCUCUCCCUCCUCAUCUUGGGAUGAAGGGUGGAUGGCACAAGGACACAGGUGGUGAUGAGGGCCCUGUGUCUCCCAGCCCUCCUGGUGGCUCCUAAUUGCCCAGCUUGUUAACGAGCUCAUUAACAGCUCUGUGUUUUCUUCCACUGAAAUGUCACAUUGAUCCUUUCCCUGCUGCUUUCCCUCCCCAUCCUGCCGUUUUUCCCCUUUCCCAAACCCCCAUCCCUACGGGAUGCUCGUGGCCGUGGGAUUCACCGCCCGGCUCACGGAGUUUCAACCCCAUUUCCUCUGGAAAUGAUGGAGACACAACAGAAAUACCAAAUUCCCUGGGAAAAGCCUUGAAUCAGGCAGUGUAUCCAGGACUUCAGCCCCAUUCCAGAUCCUAGAGGAGCCCCAGAGGAGCUCUGCGAUGACAAUCCCCAGCAAAAUCCAUGGAUCCGGGGUGAGAAUUGGGGAUCACAGUGAUGGCCAGAGCUGGCAGGGGCUGGAUGGGUGGUGCUUCCAGACCUGGCUCCUGCAGGACCAGUUCUGGGGAGAUUUAUUCCUUUUCUAAGGAGUUUUCCCAAAGUUUCCCCGUGGCUGACAUUCCCAGCAUUCCCCUUCCCUUGAAUUUGGGUGCUGGUCAGGGAUUUCAAGAGGAACAACAUCACCAAAGCCAGCUCAGGGGCCAAGUUUAUCCCAAAUCCAUGCUUUUCUUGGUUGGGUUUUGCUUGCUAUCCACCCAUCCGAGCCCCCAGGAGCUGGGAAUGCUCCAGGGACCAGCUGCCUCCUCCUGCCUUAUCCCUGUGCCCCCAGUUUGGGAGAUCUGGGAUGGCAGGGCUCGAUGGGAAUUCCCAGGUUGGUUCUGUCCCAAGGAGGAUUUUAAUCUUUAUCCCGCUUUUUUAUGCCACGUGUCCUGGUCCCAGCUGCCACAGCUUGCUUGGAUCCUCCAAAACACUCUGAAUUUAGGGAAAACAGAACCAAAAAAACCCAAAAAACAAAAA